Messenger RNA from Haemorhous mexicanus (house finch), 3888 nucleotides. RefSeq names its product trans-golgi network protein 2 (gene TGOLN2). NCBI's taxonomy places the organism in Eukaryota, Metazoa, Chordata, Aves, Passeriformes, Fringillidae. The record is from RefSeq and is a predicted model, not a curated record. The coding region runs from base 86 to 1645 and encodes 519 amino acids. The transcript is spliced from 4 exons. Gene Ontology annotation, cellular component: endosome; trans-Golgi network transport vesicle; trans-Golgi network.
CCCCUCGGCGCCGUUCCCGCUGCCUCCCCGCUCUCGCGAGAGCCGCGCCCGGAAGCGGCCGAGCCGGCGCUGAGGGCCGCCCGCCAUGGAGGCCCCGCGGGCGCUGCCGCUGCUGCUCCUGCUGCUGCUGCUGCUCCUGGGGCUCUGCGCCGCCGACGGAUCGCAAACGGUGUCCGGCGGAUCUCAGGCGGUGUCUGAGGGAACCGGAGCAGGUGACAACGGGGAGCACACGAACACACACGCAGGGAACGGAAACGAGCAGACGGACCAUGGUAACUCCAACAACGGCAACCCCAAAACAGACACGAGCAGCGGGACCAACGCGGAAAACGAACAGCAGGACAACAAUCCGACUGUAAACGGCAGCAAGGACGAGAAGGAGAAUAAGGAGUCGCAGAAAGGCAAGGGCACAGGGGCUGCUCAGGGGGGCCAAGGUGCAGAUGGCAAUGGUGGAAGCAGCGAUGGAGGAGGUGGGGAACAAGGAGGCGAAGGCCAGAACAGCAGCAGUGGUAACACAGGCAAGACAGGCAGUGAUGGGCAGGACAACACAGGCAGUGCCCCUGGUAGCCAGGGCAACCAAAGCAGUGGCACUGGUAGCCAGGGCACUGCAGGGACCAGCAGUGUUAGCCAGGGCAAUGCAGGCAGUGGCACUGAUGGCCAGGGUGGUAAAGACUCCAGCACUGCAGACACGGGCAACCAAAGCAGUGGCACUGGUAGCCAGGGCACUGCAGGGGCCAGCACUAAUGGUGACAGUGGCAGCCAGAACAACAACAAUCAGCAGAGCAGUGUCAGCAAGAACGGCCAGGGUGGCAGCCAGGCAGAGGGCAACGAGAACGGGGGCAGCACAGAUGACAAGACCAAGAGCAGCAGUGACAAGAACAGCAAGAACACAAAUGGCAGUACCAACCAGAGCAACGACCAGAACAGCAACGACCAGGACAGCACGAACAAAGACCAGGGCAACAAGCAGAACAGCAACGACCAGGACAAUAGCAGCAAGGACCAGGGCACCAACCAGGACAGCAACAACCAGGACAAUAGCAGCAAGGACCAGGGCAGCAGCAACCAGGACAACAGCAACAAGGACCAGGGCACCAACCAGGACAGCAACAACCCCAACAUCAACGCGCAGAACAGCAACACCCAGGACAGCACCAACCAGGACCAGGGCAACACCCAGGGUGGCACCAACCAGGGCAACGGGGCCAGCAGCCCAGGGGGGCAGCAGACCCAGGCUGAGAGCCAGGGCAGUGCUGCUGGCGAGCAGCCUCACGGGCAGGACAGUGCUCAGAACUCCCAGGAGGAGCAGAGCCCUGUGUCCCACUCGGCUGCCCCCGCUGGGGAGGGUGACAGCUCCUUGGAGAAUGAGGAGAGCGCCGUGGAGGACGUGGCCAAGGCUGAGGAGGGCAGUGACACCUCCCUGCAGCAGGACAGGGACAGGAGUGUUCCCUCCCUGCCCAGGGCCCGCUCGGAGAGCAGCCACUUCUUUGCCUACCUGGUGACCACGGCUGUCAUUGUGGCAGCCCUGUACGUGGCCUACCACAACAAACGCAAGAUCAUUGCUUUUGCUCUGGAAGGAAAAAGAUCGAAAACAGGUCGACGGCCCAAAUCUGGUGAUUAUCAGAGACUGGAUCAGAAGAUCUAGAUUCCUCCUCAGAUGAUGGCGGGGAUGCAGUGCUGCCACAGUUGGAUUCCAGUCCACGGGAAGGGCGGAAGCGCUUUUUGUUUUGCACCUGCACCUUGAUAAAACCUCUCACUUCCCUAAAUUGCUCCUUUCCCAGCUGCCUUGUUUUCCCCCUGGGCGUCUGGCUGCUGGAAAAGCCAGACCCAGGACUUGUGUGUCCCAAUGCAAUGGAGUUUGCCAUCUGCUGGACUGACCCCUCCUCCUGGGGGGACAUUAAGGAUCUGCUGCACAAUGAGCCAUGGGACUGUCCCUUGCCUGGGAACGAUGCUGCCUUGGUCUCCUCCUGCCCCUCCUUCUCCACCUGCAGGGUUUGGAUGCUCAGGUUGGGAGCACCUGAGAUCUCUCGUUUGGAAUUGACCCAGCACAGACUCAGAUUUGGGUUUUCUCUCCCUGAUCAGUCUCACACCCAGAUUCCCUUUUCCACACACAGCUUUGGCCAUGCUGAAGCAGUUUUUGUAGCUCAAACCCUUUGUGCUCCAUGCAGGUCUCUUCCCUCCCAGUGCUCCCAGUUCAGCCGUUUGCACUGUGUGUGUUGGUAGUGGUGGGGUGUGCAGGAGGGGGUCAGGCUGGGGAAUCCAUGCCCUGUUGGGUCAGGGAUUCAGAUGGGAAGAUUGCUUCCUGCCCUUGUCAGGUGUAGGAAGGAAGGAAUGUAAAUCCCUGAGGAGUUUGGGAUGAGGGAGGCUCCCAGUCCCUCCAGUGCUGGACUGGUACUGGUCAGCCCGAGGGUUGGUGCCCCACUUCCACCUGUGAGGUGGUUUUCAUUCCUGCACCUCCACUCCCCAGAGGUUUCUUCAAGCUGGGAUGUUUCUGGAGAGGGCACAAAGUACCUGCUUGGCUCCUGCUUUGGAUUUUUCCUGAAAAAAGAAAAGAUUGGAGGAGCCCAGAGCUCCUCACGUGGGCACCCAGCUGCACCACAUCAGGUGCCAGGCGUGUGCCAGUCCUGCCCUGACUGCAUGGGAGGAGUCCCAGGAUGGUUAAGUUCCCUUCUGGGGGCUUUUUCUGGCCCUGCCAGGCUUGGGGACAAUCAGCUCCUUGCCCUGUGGUCACCUUGGACAAGGGCAGAGCUGUUUCCUGGUCACUGUGAAAGCUGCAGCUCUAGUUUUGAUUUCCUAAUGGUUUAUUCCAAGAGGGGAGAGAGGGUUUGGCCUUCUCCAAACCCUAGAACCAUCCUCUCCCUUUUUGCUGGCUCUUGGCAAGCAUCAGGGUCCCUCUUGGCUUUCAAGAGUUCUCAGGGUUUCCCUAGGAAACAUCUCGGAUGCUGAAGGGACUUCCAGGAGUUGUUUGGAGAACAGGAGGGUGGAGGGAGGGGAAGGGGAAACAGGGCUGGGAAUGCAGCUCUGGGGACAAAGGGUGGAACCUCCUGCCCAGCCCACCCUGCUGCAGAGCCCCUGAGGGGUCAGCCAGGCUGGGGGCUGCUGGGGAGGGGGACACUUCUGCCUUUUUGGGCACAGCAGGGAGGGCAGCCCUGUUGCAGUGUGUGGGAUUCUGUGUGCUGCUCUGGCCAGGGGUUUUGGAGUGUGUGUGCUUUUUGGGGUGUGAGUGCUCUACGCUGGCUUUGUCCUGGUUUGUCUUUUUUUAAAUUGAAUAAUAAUUUAGAAAGGCUUUUUAUUUUUUCACCAUCUACUUACUUUUCUAUCCUGGGAGCUGUUUCAAAGCCUCUCUUGCCCCAGGCUGUGGGAUCCCACCCUGCUGCCAGCAGGGAGGGAACAUUUUGGACCUCAAGCACCUGGAUCCCAGGCUGAGCCAAGCAUUCCUUAGGGUGAUGGGGACACACCUCACGGGUCUGGGGAGAGGCAGGGCUCCCAGCAGCCUGAAUUGUGGGGUUUUCCCCCAAAAUCUCCCCACCAGCACUCCCCGAGGCUGCUGUGUUCUGCCAUCAGACUGGGCUGCCCCAGACCUCUGGGACUGCUCCCAGCUGGUUGAGUUUUAUGCUGUUUAUGCAACGUGUCCCAGAGGGAUCAAGGUGCACAAGAACCUUUUCCCUUUGGACACACGUGUUUUCCAUGGAUGCUGUCUGUUGGUACAGGGGGUUUUUGCCAAAUAUUCCUACUUUUUAGGCUCAAACCAGCACGUGGUUUGUUUUCUGCUGCAGUGCAAUGCACCUUGCUUGGAAGGAUCAGAAUUUUUUACAGUUCUUUGUACUGUUUUUUUAUUUUCUGUGCGGUGAAAUCAGUAAAUGGAUUAAAAAAGACACAAAAGGGUGA